Messenger RNA from Fomitopsis serialis, 3984 nucleotides. RefSeq lists its product as uncharacterized. Lineage: Eukaryota; Fungi; Basidiomycota; Agaricomycetes; Polyporales; Fomitopsidaceae. The transcript has 9 exons. The coding region runs from base 1 to 3984 and encodes 1327 amino acids. The record is from RefSeq and is a predicted model, not a curated record.
AUGGAUCACCACUGCAGGCGUCCAAUACGAAAAGGCAUCGCGCAACUCCAAAGUCGGACUCUCACCAAAAGCGACCUAGGAAAGCGGCAACAAGCAAGAGCCACACCGAACCCCGACAAGAUGACACAAGUAUAUCACUAUUUCACUUCACCACCGGAAGCGAUCGGGUCUAGCAGCAGAGGCAGCGGGCAAGGCGAAGAUUCCGACGCUGCCGCAUCAGAAUGGUACCAUGAUGCAGCUCUUGUCCCGAUAGGGUCUAUCUACGUUUCGACGGGGAGGCAGGAACUGCUUGAGGAGAGGAUCCACGCAUGGCUGCCGCCUGAUCGUCAAGUGGUUUGGGCUGAACAUGACAAGACAGGCGUCCAAGUCUCUCUAACUCAUGGUGUUGGCAAUGCGGUUCGAGUUCGAUCAUCUCCUGUGCCCGACCUGCCCAGAGAAGAGCCCACCUUACAGGACUCCCGCCCCUUACCGGAUGAUCUUGAUGGUCAUGAGAUGACACAAGUAGUCACUCCUGGGGAGAUGAUGGUCUUUGGCGCAAGCGUUAACACCCGCGGAGAUGGUGGUGGCUCGAGCGGAAACGAUGGCUUGGAGGUUGUUCAUGACUUGGGCGGGCUGCUCGGGGAUCGUUCCGACGGUGUGAAUGGUCCGGCCGAUGACGAUGGUUGGACGAAUGACGAAGGUAUGAGCAUUGCUCGCGGCGCUGACGCGAAGGAUGGCCACGGUGACACCAGCUCUCACCGUGAUGAUGGCUUGGGCGGCGACGGAGGCCUGGAAGACGCGAGCGUCACCAACGCGCCUGAUAAUGAGGCUAGCUUGCCUGGUGACGAUGGUUCAGGCAGUGAGCAGGUUUUGAACGGGGAGGCUAGCCAGAACGACGCGAGCAUCAUCCCUGAGGAUGGUGUCCAUGACGACAUUGGCCUGGACGGUGCCGCACGCCGGGACGCUGUCUACGAAGCUCCCAUGAGCAGCAAGGCUAGCCUGGACGAUGUCCAUGGCAGCGACCGUUGGGCUGACUCUCCUGGGGACGGGAGCCUUUAUGGGAGUGAGUUGAGUGGUGGCGCUGGCUCGGAAGAUGCGAGCGUCACCGGUACGCACAGUUCGAUUGGCGGCGCGGACUCCAACGGUGACGAGGGCAACACUAGCUUGGGCGGUGAGGCUGGUAUGGAUGAUGCGCGCGUAGACGGGGCUAGGUUUACUGGCGACGACGGCACGAGCACCGAACAAGACUUCGGUGGAGAGGCUGGACUGCACGAUGCGGGCAUAUUCGUCGGCGUGACGGACGACAUUGGCAGCGCAGGCUUGGUCGACGGCGACCGCUGGGACAUUGCAUACGAACCUUCCUCAGGUAGCGAGAUUGGCCCGCCCGACGCCCACAGCGCUCAUGCGAACAGUAGUGACCGAGAGGCCAGCUGGCCUGGGGACGAAGGCUUCCUUGAGACUGGGCUGCGCGCCGACGCUGACUCGGAAGAUGCGGAUAUGGUCGACUGCGCGGCCGCUACUGGUGACGAAGGUGGUACUCGCUUGGGCGGUGAGGCUGAUAUGGGUGAUGCGCACGUAGACGGGGCUAGGUUUGCUGGCGACGACGGCACACACACCGAACAAGACUUCGGUGGAGAGGCUGGACUGCACGAUGCGGGCAUAGUAUUCGUCGGCGCGACGGACGACAUUGGCAGCGCAGGCUUGGUCGACGGCGACCGCUGGGACAUUGCAUACGAACCUUCCUCAGGUAGCGAGAUUGGCCCGCCCGACGCCUACAGCGCUGGUGCGAAUGAUGGUGACCGUGAGGCUAGCUUUCCUGGGGGCUUCUACAGAUCUGACCUAGGAGGUGGUGCUGGCCCGGAAGAUAUGCACGUCACCGACGCGAACGAUGGAUCAAAUGGCCAACAAGUACCAGUGGGCGGUAAUCUGGGCCGACGUGGUGGCAAUAUGCAUCUAGGAUCCGGCGGUAUCGUAACGAUGUCUAUCAAAGCCCCCGGCGAAGACCCCAGCAGUAGCUCGUCUCAGUUGGAACCCGAUGGCGGAGUGUCAGUCCCUAUCGGCGGAGACGGUAAUGCCCCACUGCUCAUGAGCAGGGAUGAAGAAUCGGCCUUUAUGGAAGGGUUCGGUGGCGCUGGCAGCAGUAAUCUCACACAGCAGGAUUCAGCUCACCCGGAUCAUCGGUAUGAAAUCGAGCAGUGGGAUGGGAUGGUGAUAGAAGACGAGGAUGUGAACAAGAACGAUCGUGAAGCCCAAUAUGGGGGUGACCAUUCCAAUGACUAUGCGCACGAUGUCGGACAGGAGCGUGGGAGCGUGGAUGGCAGGAAGAUCAUGAGAAAUCCACAAGGCGAAGAGAAACGUCUGGCCGAGAUAGGGAACGGGUUUGAAAAGGCACAUGGUAUUGACGACGAAGGUGAGGACAGAUACGAUGAUGAGGAUGAAGAAGAGGAUGAAGAUGAGGAUGAAGACGAGGAUGAAGACGAGGAUGAAGACGAGGAUGAAGACGAGGAGCAGGGCGGGCACUAUCGCGUCGAGGAUGCAUCCCUAGAGGUUGAUUACUUCAGCGGCUCGGAUAUGAGCAAUCAUUCUCCAGUGGCGGAUCAAGACGGAGAUGCCGAUGAGGUGUGGAUCGCAGAAACUGAAGCUGCCACUCACCUGCAAUUCAGGAGGAAGCGCAGGAGGAGUAAGAAACGCGAGCGUACUAGAUCGCAUGCCCAUGAACCUCGCUCGAGACAGCGUCCGACGUCGCGUUCAAGCGAGCCAGUCUUGCACCCUAGCUUUUCGCAAGGAUCGCGUGCUUCGGAUCGCGAGUGCGCUACGGAGGAGACGCUGUACAUCGAGAGGCAGCCUGAGGAUGGGGCUGUAAAUCAUCGCAUUGUCCCGCGAAGCGAGGCGCGUUCGGUAGACCAGUUGGCAGCAAGUUUGGCCCGCGAAAAUCCGGAUGCCCCUGCCACCAGGCGCGACGCACGAAAUAUUAUGAGGAAAAUAGACAAGGUGGCCGACGGGUUACAGAUGAUGGCUGCUUCACAUCCGAGUCCUAGUGAUGAUGCCGACAAUCCGCCGGGCAACAUUGACCGGCGCGUCCGGUGCAAUGUACAACGUCGAGCUAUUGCAAAGACCCUUCUUCAUGAGGAGAUCAGAAAACAUGCACAGAACCUUAUGCACCGAGUUGACAAUUCAGAUCCGAUCCCGGUUGCUUCCGUGGAAGAUGUCGAGCGGUAUGCCCGGACGAAGAAGCAUGAACAUGGUCCGACGAUUGAGGCGUUCACUGUUGAUUUCAGUGGGCAUCUGGGGUCGCCGUGGAAUAUGAGAGCAAAGGUUAUCUUCGCAGAGCACUUCGCAGCUGCAGAUUACAGCUCCAAUGAUCAACGCACCAUCCGGAAGAUGUUCAAGACUCAUUUAGCCGCCCUCCGCGAUCAGUACGAAAAAGGGAGUCGCUCCGAGGAUUACGAACCAUCGCCAGAAGAAUUGGACACCAUCAAUGCAGCAAAACGCGGACAACGCCGGCGUGAGCUCAGAGAACGGCGCCGCGCUGCAUGCCAAGCGACACGGUCGUUGCGACCAUUUGCCCAGUGCUUCAAGAACAUCCCCUACACAGCGGUCAGUGGUGACGAAUCGGACGAGAGCUCAGGCCGCAAGCGGUUCAUCGUGACGAAGCUACCUUGGCGAUCGCGAGAGUUUGAGGAAUUCCUGGACGUGCUUGACCCGAUCUAUAUGUCUACUCGGUGGACGGCGAAUGGAAGGUGGAGUAAAGGACAUCUUCCUCAUCCGCGUGAGCGCGGGUCCCAUCGCAUAGAAAAGUUUUGUCCCGGGGUCCCAGGGCUCCCUAAAAACUUCUACGAUGAAGACUGGCUCACGGAUCUCCAGCAAACCGACCCCGAGGCUCAUAACAAACUUGAUGUGCAGCCAUAUAUGGAUUUGUCCAUUCCAGAGGAUGUUUUACAGUUGUAUGAACGUUUCAAGCACUGCAAGAUUCGCAAAGACAAGCCAUUACUGCCGAGCCAGUAA